GACGAAUUCAAUAUUCAUAUUGUAUGUAAGCAUUUUUAUGCUUAUAGAGUCUAUUGACCAUUCUUUAGGAGUAACGAUAUGGCAUUAUCCAAGCCAUUUGUUCAUGAUACGGGACAGGAGAAAUUUGUGAUUGCUCAGAACUAUUUGGAGUGUGGCACUGAAGACUGUAAGAAGAACUGUCAGUUUUACUGCAAUGAUUGUCACCAACAAAUGUGUGAACAAUGCAGAGAUGAACAUCAGAAGAGUCCAGAUACCAAGAACCAUGAAGUGGUCCCUUACAGACAACACAAAAGACAACUUCCUGUGGAGAAAUGCAAAGAUCAUCCAAAUAAAGAUAUAGACAUUCUCUGUGAGGACUGUCAAGUUCCCAUAUGUUCUAAAUGUGCAAUACAAGACCAUAGAAGACAUGCCCUGAAUGAUUUAGAGACAAUUUAUUCAGAGGGAUUCACUCUUUGCCUAGACAAGAUCUAUAAAAUUCAUCAAUAUUUUCUCCCAACUUCUCAAGAUAUACAAAAAGAUAUUGUAAAUGAUGCCAAAGAAAUCAAAACAACUAUGGAUGAUGUAAGAGAAUCUCUGAAGUUUGAAGCUGAAACUCUUAAAAGUCUUAUAGACACAGUGAUAUCAGAAAAUAUAGAAAAAGUCAACAAAAUGGAAGAGUCACUGAUGGAGCAACUUCAGAGCCAAGACAACACAUACAAAGAUUACAUCUCCUAUCUUGAGGGGCUUGUCAGAGAGUUCCAUGGCUACCUUUCCUAUGCUAAACUUCAAGACAAUCCACUAAUUUUCUCGCUUGCUGACCGCCUUAAUAUCCAACCUAUACCAGAAACUGCCAAACCAGUCUCUCCCGUAUUUACAGCUGGUCAAUACAUCAAGGAAGAUGUCUCUAAACUACUAGGUAGAGUAACUAUUCCAGAUAUAAAACCAGAGAUCAGAGAAAUAAAGCCCUCAGAAACUACCUCUACAGAGUUGAAACCUAAAGAUAAACAAACUCUCUCUCUGUCCUCUGUCACCAAGAUGAGGGAGUUUAAAGUACCAGGUGUCGGCAGUGCACAUCAUAUGUCAUUAGAUAAAAUGGACAGCAUCUGGGUCAGUGAUUGGAUAGGUAAUCUUGUUCAUGCAGAUCUACAGGGGAAUCAACUAAAGAAAAUACAAACCAGUGGUAGACUUGAAGGCUACCACACAGUUACCCAGGACGGGAAUCUAAUCUAUACAGACAAAGACAGCAAAGUCAUCAAUAAAACUAUACCAUAUAAUUAUAAAACUACUAGAUUCAUUGAAACAGGAGACUGGACACCAAUCAGCAUACACUCCUCCCGCAUUAACGGGGAAAUACUGGUGGGGAUGAAAAAAAGUGGAGAGGCUAAAGUCACCAGGUACAACAAGACAGGAGAGGAAAUACAGAACAUACAGAGAGACAAAGAUGGACAGGAACUUUAUAGGAAUCCAAACUACAUCACAGAAAACAUCAAUGGUGAUAUCUGUACAUCAGACUAUGACAAAGAAGCUGUAGUAGUGGUGAACAAAUCGGGACAACACAGGUUCUCCUACACAGGUCCGUGGUCUAAGUUUUGUCCUUGCGGAAUCUGUACCGAUAUCCUUGGCCACAUCCUUGUGUCGGAUAGUAUUAGCAAUGCAUUUCAUAUUCUGGAUCAGGACGGUCAGUUCUUGUGUGUGCUUCUCACAGAGAAACAAGGGGUGAAGCGCCCCCGUGGGGUGUGUGUGGAUGAGGAGAACAAACUCUAUGUGGGACAAGGUCUCAUCAACGAAGUGACAGUAUACGAGUAUCUGCAGUGAUGAUCUUUACUGUGUAAAGAAUUCUUCUUUUGUUGAAAGUACAUACCCCCGGUUCCCAUUUCAUUGUUUAAAUCUAGAUUGAUUAUCUAAUAAAACAAACUUUUAUUGUGUUUA
This is a messenger RNA of Magallana angulata, 1908 nucleotides long. RefSeq lists its product as uncharacterized. Gene Ontology annotation, biological process: positive regulation of DNA-templated transcription. Gene Ontology annotation, molecular function: zinc ion binding; ubiquitin-protein transferase activity. The coding region runs from base 79 to 1794 and encodes 571 amino acids. Lineage: Eukaryota; Metazoa; Mollusca; Bivalvia; Ostreida; Ostreidae. Gene Ontology annotation, cellular component: chromatin; nucleoplasm. The transcript has 2 exons. The record is from RefSeq and is a predicted model, not a curated record.